Labrus mixtus (cuckoo wrasse) is the source of this 2217-nucleotide messenger RNA. It is a transcript of the gene abi3a, whose product is annotated as ABI family, member 3a. Gene Ontology annotation, cellular component: lamellipodium. Lineage: Eukaryota; Metazoa; Chordata; Actinopteri; Labriformes; Labridae. Gene Ontology annotation, molecular function: SH3 domain binding. The transcript is spliced from 12 exons. The coding region runs from base 130 to 1872 and encodes 580 amino acids. The record is from RefSeq and is a predicted model, not a curated record.
CGCAGCAGAAACAAGUGAAACUGCAGGUUGAUGAUGUUUUUCUGACAGGAAUCAAACCGACAACUGUGACAGACAGGCUGACAAGACAACUUCACAGACUUAUUUCUUUCUUACAGCUUCUGCAAAAACAUGACGUCACAACUCAGCACUAACAACAGACACGUGUUCUGUGAAGCAGCGAUGAAGGAGCAGAACUUUAAAGAGGAGGUGGUGAAGAUCAUGGAGGAGGCACCAAACGCCCGGAAAGCUCUGCUGGAAAACUACGACAACCUGCUGAAUGUGGCCGACUACUGCUGCAACAACUACAUACAGUCAGGUGAGGGCAACAUGAAGGCACUGGAGGAAACUAAGAACUUCACCACCCAAUCACUGGCGAGCGUUGCCUACCAGAUCAGCACUCUGGCCAGUAGCGUUCUGAGUCUGCUAGACGCUCAGACCAAUCAGCUUUGUCACAUGGAGUCUUCCAUCAACCUCAUUGGUCAGACGGUUGAGAUGCACAAAGAGAAAGUAGCUCGGAGAGAAAUCGGCGCCUUCACAGCGGUGAGACGAGUCCCACGCAGCCACAAGAUCGUCCCUCCUUCUCAACCUCCCGCUGGUACACAGCAACGCCCAUCCUACAGCCGCCGUCCAAUCAACUACCAGCAGCUUGACAGCGUGGGACACGGCAUGAAGGUCUCUGGGAAACAGUCAGACCGAACAGGAACUAUCCGGAAGCACGGAGCCUCCGUCAGGUCCAACAAAUCCCUGGAGCCGGUCCAGUGCCCGGUGGCACCCCCUGUCACUGGCUCCAGUUUCGGGAAACCUGUUGCUCCGCCCACCAUUCCCACCACCUACCCGGCCACACCUGAGUGUGACAUCAUCCCUGUCCUCCUGGACGAUGCUCCGCCUCCUCCUCCUCCUCCUCCUCCACACGCUGCGAAUGGAAUAUCAAGUCUGGAUGAGGAGGUUAAUAACUCCUCCAUCCCACCACCACCACCUCCACCUGACUCAUCAGUACUAAUGGCGGCACCGCCCCCUCCUCCUCCUCCUCCACCGGAGUCAUCGGGAGCGUUGAUGGCGCCAGUUGCUCCGCCCCUUCCUCCUACAACACACGGUUCAUCGGGAGUAAUGGUGGCACCAGUGGCUCCACCCCCUCCUCCUCCCCUCAACGGGGCUCCCCCGCUGAGCCUGGAGACAGUAUUGGAGGAGAGCAGCCUCCCACCGCCCUCGCCUCUUCCUCCCCCACCCGAUGAUGACAGCUUCCCUCUGCUACCCAAUGACGGCUCAGAACUUCCGGCCCCGCCCCCUCCACCUCCAUCCAGCCAGGAUGUAGAAGUGACCCUCCCUACCAGGAGGAGCCGCCGCCGUCGCUCGCCCCCCACCACUCGCUCUCUCUCUAUGAGGGUCCGCUCUGGCCCCGCCUCCCGCUGCCGCCACACACGCUCUCUCUUUCUGCCUGCUGUCCAGUCAUUGAUGAUCCCCCCUCCUCCCCCCUACCCUCCCCCAAAUGCUCCUCCUCACCCCUCCUCCUCCUCCUCCUCCUCUUCCUCCUCCUCCUCCUCGCCUCGGCUCUGCUUACCUGCUCGCCUCGAACACCUGGAUCUAGAGAUCCCAUCUACGCCCCCUCCUCCGCUGUUCGAUGACAUGGGUGUUUUUGAUGACAUCAUGCCACCUCUCCCUCCACCAGUGGACUACGACAUGGACGCCCCCCCACAGUACCUCGAGAAAGUGGUGGUGCUGUACAGCUAUGAGGCCUCCAAACCGGACGACCUCUCCAUGGCAGAGGGCGACAUCAUCUACCUGACACAUCGUCAUGACAACGGCUGGUGUGAGGGCUUUCUCAAUGGGAACAGAGGCUUCUUCCCUUCAAACUACAUCCAGUCAUGUGGCUAGACCGAAGCCCCGCCCUCAAUCCGAGGCUUCACAAGGAUUUGUUAUAUUAUUGCAAACUUAUCAAUCAGCGUUUUAAUAUUUAUCUGAACUUCUGCCCCACGGUGGUACAAAACUGUAACAACAGGUACCCAAGAAUUGAACAGUAUUUAUAUAACUUAAUGUUUUAAAGGAGCAAUAUGUAACUCUGACACGUAGCAUUUAAAAAUAAAAUACUUCAGCCCAAAUUCAAAACAUUGGAGAGAGCUGCCUCCCCUCCUCCCUACAGUCUUCACGGACAGGGAAGCUUCAGUGUUUAUCCAGCUCUGCAUGGGUCUUGAAACAUUUCCGCGUUCUAACCUCUCUCCA